Caenorhabditis briggsae is the source of this 1182-nucleotide messenger RNA. Bases 1 to 1182 code for a protein of 393 amino acids. The transcript is spliced from 3 exons. Lineage: Eukaryota; Metazoa; Nematoda; Chromadorea; Rhabditida; Rhabditidae. The record is from RefSeq and is a predicted model, not a curated record.
AUGUCGGACCAACCGAACAAUGUGGAAAGCAGCGAUGAUGAUGAUAUUCGAAUAGGGCCUCUCCCGAACCAAAGUUGGGAUCAAUAUUGGGAUUUCAUGGACCCUUAUGAUGCAAAAGGGGAACGUGCUCUUCGACUACGUGAAAAAGUUUUUAGAAAUAUGCGUGUUCUCGAUGCGGAAUUGGGAAGAAAUUUUCGAAGUCUAUUCCGAAAGGCGAUUUAUGCAAUAAUAGAUUAUGAAAUCCCAACAAGCAUGAUUUCUCGCUUGAAUGAUUUUUCGGUGGAGGAGCUGAUCAAAUUGAUUUGCACACAAAAUCAGGAAGUAUGGCCCAAAAGUGUACACCACAUUUCAGUGCGAUCCCUCUCAAGGGUCAAAGAGCACAACGAAAAGAAAAAUAACUUCAUUCGUUCAAAUCAGCAAUGGGAUAUAAAAAACUAUCGAGAAUGUUUCGAUGAUAUUCUAAAAAACGUCUUAUAUCUACAUGCAAAGCACGGAGAAAUGUUCGUUCGCGCUCUGACAGAGUUCCUCAGACAAUAUGGUUAUGUUUUAUGUGGAGAUGGGUCAGGUAUUCAUGGAUAUGUUACCAGACAGAAACUUUUUGGCAAAACUCGCUCUGAGUUCUUUGCCGAUCACCCACUUCCUAAAAGAAUUGCACCCAGAAUGCAAAUCUCUGAACGAGAAUGCCGCCCGGAUUUCACGGAUGAAGAACAAAACCCGUACGAUUUCAAAAAAUUGUUUCAUAGCUGCCUCGAGUGUGUCUUGCAAUAUCAAACAUCAGAAGACUGCGGUUACGCUUUCCGAAUUUUUGCUCCGUGGCUGGAUAGCGCAAAAAAGGCUCUAGAUAACUGUUACGCUGAUUUUCUUCCUCGCGAUCGGAAGCUUAUGAGAAAUCAAGAGGGAAAGAGACUGUUUAAAUGCAAGAUGGAGAAGAAUGAGUUGGACCUCUAUGUUCUCAAAGAGUGUGUUCCGGAGGACGAGCGAAUUUCAAUGAAACUGGAUGUUGUGAAGACGGAUGUAUCCAAGCAUAAAGCGAAAAAACGUAAACUGGAUACCGCUGUUAAGAAAUUGAAAAAACCCGCCGUGGCUCAUAAAACUAAUGAAAUCUCGGAACCAUUCCACCGUUUCACUCCCUUUCCAAGCAAAGGAGGGUUCACCAAUUAUUCAACACGCAUAACACAAUGA